UUCACGCUAUCACUCUCUCUCUUGUAACAAAACAGAACUUAAGAAUGAAGAUCUCUUUGAGUUGUGUUUUUUUGAGGUGCGACCCAUUUAUGAAUUCUUUUUUUCUGACCAAAAAAUGCAUAUGAUUGGUCGCUCGCAUUUCCAGGGCACCCACAGAUCCGAAAAUCUCUCUCUCUCUCUCCCUGGAAUGCACAACGCCAUUUUCAAAGCCCGGUUUUAUUUUUUGGAAAACAAAUUCUUUUGGAUGUUCUCUUCUGUUCUGCUUUGAUAUCGAACGUUGGAUCUGAAUUAAAUCGAUUGGUUUGGCCAAUUGUUUGUAGAAACUUGCCGGAAACCCUCGCCCAACCAGAGUUCAUGCUUCAAAUUUGAACAUUUUGAUUCAAUUUCUGGUCUAAUCUCUACUUUCUUGGCGUUUGAUGUACCCCAAAAUUCCUUUUUGUCGGUGAUGCAAUGAUUGUAUUCUGGAUUUCUGUCAACAUGGGUUGGUUUUGAUUAAAUUCUUUGGAUUUGGGGAUCAGGGUUCUUUGCAGAUUCAUUUUUUUGUUAACACCCUCUUGGUAUAUCUGAUUUUGGAUUAGGGGUAUCUCCAUUGAAUGGUGCAUUUUGAAUUUGAAGCUUGAAAAUCUUUAAAUUGCGACCCAUUUAUGAAGUUGAGUUUUGAGGUUCAAUCAGUUUGAUGAUUUAAUGCCCCAAGAAUUUGAACAACUCAAAUUGGGUUUAGCUAUCUGAAUUCAGAGGGAAUUACACAGUUUCCUGUUUAGAGACAGGGGACUGUGAAAUUGCAUAUUAUGGGUUGCAUUUGUUCGAAAGGAAUUUCUGGAAAGAGUCAUGUUAAAAGGAAAAGUUCAAAAAAAUCAGCAAAACGUGCAAUUGCUUCCUCAAGAAAAGAGGAAGUUGUAGUGGAGGUUGACGGUGGUGCCAAUGAUGCAACCACCAGGCUUAUAUCAAUGGAGCCCAUUGAAAAGAGUGCAGGCUCCACUCCCCCGGAGGCCCGGAUUGAGGGGGAAAAGAAGGCUGUGGUUGUGGAGAAAACCGCAGCAUCUCAGAUUCAAAGAAGUGCAACAAUGGAUAUUGGGAUGAGUGGAGGACAACCCCAGGUGUCUAGGGUGUUUAGUAUUCGCAAUGGGGUUGAUGGGGCACAAGUAGUUGCUGGUUGGCCAUCUUGGUUGACUGCAGUAGCAGGGGAAGCUAUCAAAGGUUGGGUGCCCCGAAAGGCAGAUUCGUUUGAGAAGUUGGACAAGAUUGGACAAGGGACUUACAGUAGUGUCUACAGAGCACGCGACCUUGAAACUGGAAAAAUAGUUGCACUGAAGAAAGUGCGCUUUGCUAACAUGGAUCCAGAAAGUGUUCGUUUUAUGGCAAGGGAAAUCCUUAUUCUGCGUCGGCUGGAUCACCCAAAUGUCAUGAAGCUUGAAGGUCUCGUCACUUCAAGGGUUUCGGGCAAUUUAUACCUUGUAUUUGAGUACAUGGAGCAUGAUCUUGCUGGGCUUGCAGCAUCACCGUCGAUUAAGUUUACUGAAUCACAGAUCAAAUGUUACAUGCAGCAGCUGCUACGUGGACUUGAACACUGUCAUAGUUGUGGGGUCCUGCACCGUGACAUCAAGGGCUCAAACCUUCUGAUUGACAACUACGGAAAUCUCAAGAUUGGUGAUUUUGGCCUGGCAACAUUUUUCCGGACAAAUCAAAAGCAGCCUCUAACAAGUCGCGUAGUUACCUUGUGGUAUCGACCUCCCGAGCUUUUGCUUGGCGCUACAGAUUAUGGAGUAGCUGUUGAUCUGUGGAGUGCUGGUUGCAUUCUUGCAGAAUUAUAUGCGGGGAAGCCUAUCAUGCCUGGAAGGACAGAGGUGGAACAACUGCAUAAAAUUUUCAAACUUUGUGGUUCACCAUCUGAAGAGUACUGGAAAAAAUCAAAAUUGCCACAUGCGACUAUUUUCAAACCUCAACAACCUUACAAACGCUGUGUUCUAGAAACAUUCAAGGGCUUCCCUUCUUCGGCUUUAGCACUUUUGGAUGUCCUCCUUGCAGUUGAACCAGAUAACCGGGGAUCAACUACUUCUGCACUUCAAAGUGAGUUCUUCACGACAAAGCCUCUUCCCUGUGACCCCUCGAGCUUGCCCAAGUACCCACCAAGCAAGGAAUUUGAUGCCAAGCUUCGAGAUGAGGAAGCAAGAAGGCAAAGAGCAGCAGGCGGUAAAGGAGGGGGACUUGACUCUUAUAGAAAGGGUUCCAAAGAAUCCAAAGCUGGGCCAGCACCUGAUGCUAAUGCUGAGUUGCAGGUGUCAAUACAGAAGUGGCAAGGGAAAUCAAAUCCUAAAAGCAGCAGUGAAAAAUACAAUCCUGAAGAAGAUGGUGGUUCUGGCUUCCCUAUUGAACCUUCCAGAGGAUCAUUACAAAAUGGUUUCCUCUAUGGCCAAUCGAUGCAAUCUGCUGCAUUUGGAGCUUCUCUCAGUGUGAAUGAAGCUGGGGGGCCAAUGGAUUCUCAACGAGCAUUUGAUUAUUCAAGAAAUAGUGCAGAGUUGAGGACCCAGAGAUCUUAUAAAUCUCAGGGAGCAGCAGCCCAAUUGUCCAGGUUUUCAAGUUCAGUGGCAGCUCAUGACAGUUCACGGUUUGACCAUAGCAGAGAACCAAGUGUCCAUUCACAUUGGCCAGGGGCACGAUACCAGCUAAGUGAUGCCGAGUCCUCCCAUCAGUUGCUUGGUAGACCAAAUUCUUCUUAUAAGAAGGAUGAGCAGGCACCUGGCAAGGAGUGGACUAUGGGGUAUCCUCCAAAGAAGAAUCGAAUCCACUACUCUGGACCAUUGCUUCCUUCUGGUGGUAACAUCGAUGAAAUGCUUAAAGAGCAUGAGAGGAAAAUCCAGUAUGCUGUCCGCAAAGCCCGUCUUGACAAGACCAAGACCAAAAAGGCCUGUACUGACAAUGGACAACGAGAAUCGCUACUGCACUAUGGGGGAAAUGGCAGGUGAUCUUUGAGUGAAAAACAUGCCGCUUUCAGGUGGCACGAUUUUCAUCAAUGAUUUCCACCAGGGUGUAGUCAAAUUUUAUCACCAUGGGAAACAUUUGGUGUUCUAUGGACCUUCUGUGGCUUUCGUGCAGAUCUCUCUACUAACUGUCUGAUAUAUGCUGUGAAGCUCCCGCUUCAGAAAGUAUUAGGGAAUGGAGAAAAUAUGGAUGGUUGAGAAGCAAAUGAAAUCCAUGGCCAUUCACUAUAGAAUUCAUGGUGGUGGUCUCUGUAUGCUUACUGGAGAUAAUUCUUGUACAGUUUUACUCACUCAAUUUUAUCUCAUUCAAUAUAAAGCCAAGAGAUUCUGAUGAAUUUAUAGGAAUUCCAAACCUCAG
Molecule: messenger RNA, 3336 nt
Organism: Ilex paraguariensis (yerba mate)
Lineage: Eukaryota; Viridiplantae; Streptophyta; Magnoliopsida; Aquifoliales; Aquifoliaceae
Source: the annotation of a GenBank genome assembly